AUGUUUGGGCCAUCACCAGAUUUAUCAAACGAUUUAACAACAGCAAUAAUUAGUUCAAAAAUGAUAAUAACGAAACAAACAUGUGAAGAAGCUGUACAUCUUUUUAUUGAUGUACUCAUGCCUCAGCACUUUAUUUUGAUGAAUAAUCGUGUUAAUGCUGAUAGUAAUGAAACACCAACAGAAUUAAAACAUCAAACAGAAAUUUUAAAGUUACCUUAUCGAUUUUUUUUAUAA
This is a messenger RNA of Rotaria sp. Silwood2, 234 nucleotides long. NCBI's taxonomy places the organism in Eukaryota, Metazoa, Rotifera, Eurotatoria, Philodinida, Philodinidae. The record is from the annotation of a GenBank genome assembly.